Messenger RNA from Achroia grisella, 602 nucleotides. RefSeq lists its product as uncharacterized. NCBI's taxonomy places the organism in Eukaryota, Metazoa, Arthropoda, Insecta, Lepidoptera, Pyralidae. The transcript has 2 exons. The record is from RefSeq and is a predicted model, not a curated record. Bases 284 to 574 code for a protein of 96 amino acids.
GAGUAAUAUAAGGCAGGGGUAUAACAAUAAUGUUUGCGUAAGUAACUAAUGCAACGAAGUAUUUGCUAACGCGUGCAGGGAAAGUUUUGUGGCGUGGCACACGCGCGACACAGUGCCCGUGAGAUUUGUCGGCUUCUAGCACCGUCAAGGUGAUUGUCGGAGGCCACCAGUAUUACCACCAUCCAUACCAGUUUCAUAUUUAUUGUGGCCCAACCUCCAUCGUUGCGUAACCACUGUGAUAUUUCGACUUCUCGAAAAGUGCAUAAGUGUGUUGUAUUUACAGAUGGGGAUGUUGUUCCGCGUGUUAUGCUUGUGUGCGGUAGUGGCGCCAUCUGUGACGUUUCCCUAUGACCCGCAAGACGAAUUACUAAAGAUGGUGCUGCCAUCUAGUGGGAAGUUUGAAGCUUUUUAUCCCAAUGUAGCGCACGGCGUACCGAACGGUUCGUCCCGGCCUGCGCAUGGGCAUGGUAGUUUCUAUAAACACCGCAAUCCGGCGCUAGUUGACGUAAAGAAUUCUGCGGCGUAUGGCUUCCGGUUUGAUGGUAAGAGGAGAUUCAAUUUCGACGAUGAAUAAGUUAAUCUCAUAUCAGAUUUGUCAGAGA